AUUAUCUCAUUCUUCUUGUGUGGAUGAAGAUUAUGAUUCUUUGGCCCUUUGUGAUCCUAUGCAAAGGAUAAACUGUGAAGUUGACAGCUUACCAGAGAGCUGCUUUGACAGUGGUUUGUCAACCUUGAGAGAUUCGAAUGAGUAUGAUUCGGAAGUGGAAUACAGGCAUCAAAGGAAUUUUCAGAGGUCUCAGUGUAUGCAAGAAAGCUUUGGUGGUGAUGCUUCUGAUACAGAUGUUCCAGAGAUCAGGGAUGAGGAAGCGUACAGUGCGGAUAACAGCAGUACAGUGUUAGACUGGAAGCCCUCACGAUCAGUAAGUCGAAGCAGCUCAGUUGCUUCAACAAGGAAAUACAUAUCUGCCCUCACUCCUCAGUCAGAUGCAACCGAAUGUGCUCCAAAAUACCCCAGUUCAGAGAAGGCUUACAAGAUUGUUCUUGCUGGAGAUGCAGCAGUGGGAAAAUCCAGUUUCCUUAUGAGGCUUUGCAAGAAUGAAUUUCGAGGCAAUACCAGUGCCACCUUGGGUGUGGAUUUUCAGAUGAAAAGACUAAUUGUUGAUGGAGAACCUACAGUGCUACAACUGUGGGACACAGCUGGACAGGAGAGGUUUCGAAGUAUUGCUAAAUCAUACUUCAGAAGAGCAGAUGGUGUUCUACUGCUGUAUGACGUAACGUGUGAAAAAAGCUUUCUUAAUGUGCGAGAAUGGGUGGAUAUGAUUGAGGAUGCAACUCAUGAGAAUAUUCCAAUUAUGAUGGUGGGAAACAAAGCAGAUCUCCGUCAAGCUGUUACAGAACAAGGGCAAAAAUGUGUGCCUAUAAACUAUGGAGAAAAGCUGGCUAUGACUUACAAUGCACUGUUCUGUGAAACAAGUGCUAAAGAUGGAUCUAACAUUGUAGAAGCAGUUCUUCAUCUUGCUCGUGAAGUGCGAAAACGAAGUGAUAAUCAAGAUGAUACGAGGUCAGUAACAAGCCUAGCUGGGACACCUGUCAAAAAAUCGACACUCAUGAAAAACUGCUGCAAUGUUUAA
Messenger RNA from Apaloderma vittatum (bar-tailed trogon), 1024 nucleotides. It is a transcript of the gene RASEF, whose product is annotated as RAS and EF-hand domain containing. The annotation marks the transcript as partial. Lineage: Eukaryota; Metazoa; Chordata; Aves; Trogoniformes; Trogonidae. The record is from RefSeq and is a predicted model, not a curated record. Gene Ontology annotation, molecular function: GTPase activity; GTP binding. The transcript is spliced from 8 exons.